AUGGACGUGCCAGCCCACAAACAUGAUCGAACCAGUCCAAACGAUGAGUUAGAGAAGCACUCAUCCCGGCCAGAUGCGAUCAACUCAAAGCCCGAGCGAGGGGAAGCCGAAGUUGGCAAAUUGGAGUAUACCGCCAGCUCUUUGCCAGCUAUGCCAGCGACCGCAGAGCCUGAGAACGAAAAGGACGCAGUUGCCUUGUGGAAGUUUGUUGCCAUCUAUUUGUUAACGAUGCAACCGGGCCAACUGAAGCUUGACGAUGAUAGUGAAUCGGAAAUCAGCAAGCUUGCUGCCAGGUAUAUGUUAGAAAUACAACCAGGUCGUGGGAGCGAGAGAGCCUUGCCUGGAAUUGAGUUUAUAACCAUUCAAAAUGAAGAGAGGGGACUCGGCGGGAUCACGGAAGUUCCCUUGCAGCAGAUGGAGCGACUACUCUCUGGAAUACCUGAUGCUCAAGCUGUAGCUAUUUUUAUUCUGUCCCACCUGCCAGAGGAACAUCACGCUCUGCUUUCGUGCACACAAUAUUCGCAGAAGAACAUACCUCUCUCUGGCGUAAUCAUGUUUUGUUUAAGGAGUGGUCGUGGCAAUGUAAAAUCCGCAUCUCACCGACGGAGGUAA
Molecule: messenger RNA, 612 nt
Organism: Pseudogymnoascus destructans
Lineage: Eukaryota; Fungi; Ascomycota; Leotiomycetes; Thelebolales; Thelebolaceae
Exons: 1
Coding region: 1-612 (203 amino acids)
Source: RefSeq, a predicted model, not a curated record